CAUACUACAUUAUAUUAUAUUGCCCUUCAUUUCAUCAAAUGAAGAAGUAAGGCAGACCAACAUUAUAUUCUUGCAGAUUCGAGUCCAUGAAAAUGGGUUGUUUUCUUGCCUGUUUUGGUUACGCCAAGAAACGGAAACGCAGAAAGCCAGGCAGCUGCAAAGUUCAAUCAACUGAUCACCUGGUUGCCGCCGGAAGUUAUGUGCCUUUGGACUUUGAAAAGCUUGAUGCAUCAGAUUCUAAUACCAGCGCAAGACGAAAAGAAGAAGCAAAUGUUAAAAUGAAGAAAAAGAAAGUGAGGUUUAAUUUGAAUGUGAAGACGUAUGAGCCAUUAGAGUACGAGGAAAUUGAAGAUUAUUUGUCGGAGGGUGAGGAGAAAACAAAAUGGGAGUAUAGCAAGGAAGAAGCAACAAAGGCAAUGCGAUCGUACCCUUCAAAUUACAGAUACUAUAACUGCGUGGAUGAAGAGGAAGAGGAGGGCGAGAUGGAACUGGACGAGAGUGAUCUUGAAUUCGACGAGAUUGAGGAUUUUGACGAGGAAGAUUGCCAUGUUCCCGUGAAAACAGGGAACAGAGAUUCACUGUCGGGUGGUGGUCGGUAUGUAAGUUCUGUGUUAAAUCCAGUUGAAAAUGUGGUUCAGUGGAAAGCGAUUAAAGCUAGAGAAAGAGUGGAGCUAAAGAAUGAGAAGGAAAAUAUGAGAAUUUCAGAUCCUCUGGGUUUGAACACGACAAUCAAUCUUAAACACUGCCAGACACAGAUUCCGGUUGAUGCCAGUCUUUCCAAUUGGUUAAUUUCUUCGUCUGAGACCAAAAUGUUGCCUAGACUACCACCUCUGCAGACAUGGGCAAGCUGCUAAGGAGUAGUGUGGGUUCCAUUUUCUGGUUUUUUUUGUUGAUUACUUUCUGACAUGGUGGUUUGUGGAUUUGUUGUUUGUAUUCAUUCCUACACUAAAUGUACAGGGGCAAAAGAGAAAUGUGUGUUCUUCUGGGUAAGAGAGAUCUCUUAACAGAACCUCUUUCAGUUUGGUUCAAAUUAGUGUUUAACAG
Ipomoea nil (Japanese morning glory) is the source of this 1044-nucleotide messenger RNA. RefSeq lists its product as uncharacterized. Lineage: Eukaryota; Viridiplantae; Streptophyta; Magnoliopsida; Solanales; Convolvulaceae. The coding region runs from base 87 to 854 and encodes 255 amino acids. The transcript is spliced from 3 exons. Gene Ontology annotation, biological process: male meiosis II. The record is from RefSeq and is a predicted model, not a curated record.